AUGGACCACACAGAAGCCCUGUAUCUGGACAACGCAUCUCUACAAGAGAUAACAACGGAAAUUCUUUCCUGCCAACCAAUAUGCGAACUCCCCGAUCAUGAAAAGACCCUAGCCAAAAAUAUCGCCCUGGGAGACCUGGCCAUCACAACCCGACAAACGGUGUUCUAUCCACAGGGCGGGGGCCAGCCAAGCGAUACUGGUGUUAUCUCCAUCACAGCCAGCCCCAACAACAAUUCUGACACGAGCGCAGAAUCAGUGCUUUUCCAAGUAUUACUCGUGCGAAAAUCCACCAGCGGAAGGAUCCUUCAUUUUGGACAAUUUCUCCCCAGUAACACUUCGCCAUGUUUCGCAGACGGUCAGUUGGUGUCCCAGAGAAUUGACAGUGCGCGACGGGAAUACCAUUCUCGACUUCACACGGCGGGGCAUAUCAUCGGGCUUGCGAUGCGGCUGCUCACUCCUAUCCUGGGUGAAAGGAAAAAGGUUAAAGCGAAUCAUGCUCCCAGGGAGGCGUGUAUGGAGUUCGAGGGCUUGCUGUAUAAUGAGCAUAAACCGGUGAUUGAAGAAACGAUCAACAAAUUGGUACAGAAGGCACUUCCUGUGAAGAUCUCAUGGUGGGAGGAGAGUGAGAUCGAGAAACUCUCGCUGAACAUGGUAGAGGGUCUGCAGUUGGGAGGAAACGGUCUGGUGCGCAUAGCGGAGAUUGGCGAUAUCGAUGCGAACCCCUGUGGAGGGACACAUGUCGAGCACACGGGUUUGACGGGGCCCAUCACCAUACGAAAGAUUAGUAGACAGAAGGGAGUCAGUAGGUUGUCUUAUGAGGUACCUGUUUCUUUGUGA
This is a messenger RNA of Aspergillus tanneri, 837 nucleotides long. RefSeq lists its product as uncharacterized. The coding region runs from base 1 to 837 and encodes 278 amino acids. Gene Ontology annotation, molecular function: nucleic acid binding; alanine-tRNA ligase activity; ATP binding. The transcript has 2 exons. Lineage: Eukaryota; Fungi; Ascomycota; Eurotiomycetes; Eurotiales; Aspergillaceae. Gene Ontology annotation, biological process: regulation of translational fidelity; alanyl-tRNA aminoacylation. The record is from RefSeq and is a predicted model, not a curated record.